GGAGUUCUCCUUGCGUGGAGAAGUCCUUGUCUACAGCCACAACUCUAGCGGUGAAAGACUAAGGGACCAAGAGCGUGUCGAGAAGACUGAGCUGUGCCGUGAUAGCCACAUAGCAAGCCUGCAAAGGGCGUAGCAACAACAGGAUAUCCUGACAUCCCGUUCCCAAAAGAAUCACAAACCCUAUAACACACAUCAAUACCGUAAACCAACUCCCGACCAUGGCACAAUCACAACCAAACCUAGCAUCCGACCUCCUAGCCCACCUCUCAACCAAAGGCCUCUCACCAACCCCUACCUGGCUCACCACAUUCCUCACCACCGUCCGCCCAAACACCCCCAUCGCCGCUCUCAAGCAGACCGCUCUAUUCCGCAUCCUCGCAUCGGACAUCAAAGAAACAACAACCUUCACCCCCUCAUCCGUCUUCCCACCCGACAUCCAGGACGGCACCAUCAAAGACAGAAACCUCCCGGGUCCGCUGCUAGUCCAGGUUCUCGACGUCGAAGACAUAGGCACAAGCCGCUGGAGCCAAGUUGAAGCCAUCGAAGCCCAGGAACGCGGCGAAUUCACCCGCGGACGAGAAAUCAUCCGCGUUACGGACGAGGCGGAUCAGGCUCAACAGGGGGCCACCCAGGCUGCGAAUGCACGGAAUCGGCAGCAGCAGCAGCAACAGCAGCCCGGCGAGCAGAAAAGCUGGGGUCCGCACAAGUUGCUCUUGCAGGACGCGCGAGGUGCGGUUGUGUAUGGCAUCGAGCUGGUCAAGGUGGACAAGAUUGGGCUGGACAUGCAUAUCGGCGCGAAGCUGGUGCUGCAGAAUGCUACCGUUGCGAGAGGCGUGGUGAUGCUGGAACCAGCGACUGUGACUUUUUUGGGUGGCAAGAUAGACGACCUUUACACGGCGUGGAAAGAGGGCCGGAAAGACAGACUGAAGGCCGCUGCUGGUAUGACCUGACUUUGUACGCAGAGGCGGUUCUGAGGCUUUUUUGGGGUCAUCAAUGGCGCACAGCACGGGGUACGAUGAUUUCCAGUACGUUAGACGAGCUGGUGGUAUGGUCACGCUACAUGCCAGUCCGGACAUAAGUACAUCACGAUAUGACUACCAGUCCGCCUAGGAAUAUCUCCUUUCCUUAAAUAAAGGAACACUCUGGUAAGAUGGCCGGAAGAACAAGAUAAUGACAGAUCACACUGCUGCGCUACACGACCCGAGGAGCUACGGACAUACAAAAGUUUGUAGCAUACACCAAACUGCAUGACUCAGAUGUAUCAUUAUCAAUGUUCUGCU
Molecule: messenger RNA, 1280 nt
Organism: Pseudovirgaria hyperparasitica
Lineage: Eukaryota; Fungi; Ascomycota; Dothideomycetes; Acrospermales; Acrospermaceae
Product: RecQ mediated genome instability protein-like protein Rmi1
Exons: 1
Coding region: 219-950 (243 amino acids)
Biological process (GO): resolution of meiotic recombination intermediates; double-strand break repair via homologous recombination
Cellular component (GO): nuclear body; RecQ family helicase-topoisomerase III complex
Source: RefSeq, a predicted model, not a curated record